Messenger RNA from Solanum verrucosum, 651 nucleotides. RefSeq lists its product as uncharacterized. The coding region runs from base 1 to 651 and encodes 216 amino acids. The record is from RefSeq and is a predicted model, not a curated record. Lineage: Eukaryota; Viridiplantae; Streptophyta; Magnoliopsida; Solanales; Solanaceae. The transcript has 4 exons.
AUGGAUAUUGAAGAGCAUAAAAUUGAGCAUAUGUGGGCAGUUGUUACAGAAAAGUUUGACUGUGAUAAAAUGAAUGAUCAAAGAGAUAAUGUUUUGCAACAUAUGAGAAAGCUUUGGAACAAUUGGAGAGGAUCGUUGCACAAGAAUAUGAAAUCCAAGUCAUUGCACGAGGUUCUAAAAGAUGUGUCGAUAGGAGUAGACAAGAGUGAUUGGGAAUGGUUGGUCAAGGAAGAUUUUUUAUCUGAUAAGUUUAAGGGAGGCAAAGAUGGUAAUCCACCAAACAUGGCAACUAUCUUCUUUGAGACUCGUAAAAAGGGAAAUGAGCUUGUCGAACCCGAAACAAAUGAAAAAUACGCUGAAAUUCAAGAGCUUGUACAAUCUGAACCGUCUCUUACUAAUAUUGAGGUAGUGGAAAGGUGCUUUGGACCUCAAUGCAAAAGUCAUGCGGUUGGAUUUGGUGGUGGGAUAACCACUAAGGAGUUGAAAGGUGGUAGUACUUCUAAGGCUGCAUUGUUGGAAGAACUGAAAAUAACUCAAAAAGAAAAGGAAUCACUACAAAAGCGUAUUGAUAUUCUAGAGAGUAAAUAUGAUCGCCUUGAAAGUAUAGUGGUUCGUCAGCAUCCAUCACCUCCAUCACUUCCACCAGGUUAG